UCCAGUAAGUUGGACGUGCACUGGCUUCAUCAUCAGAUCCAAAACCUCAUCAGAACUGUUGCAAUGGAGAGUAUCGGAAAACCCCCGAACAUCCUCUUAUUAUGUCCGUUAAUCGUGACUGUGGCGUGCGCGCAAAGUAGCAGAGACCCGAGCAAUAUGCCAGUGGUCAAAGACACCGUGGACAGACUCAUGAAAGGAUACGACAUUCGGCUAAGGCCAGAUUUUGGAGGAGCUCCGGUGGCGGUGGGAAUGAAUAUAGACAUAGCCAGCAUAGACAUGGUCUCCGAAGUAAAUAUGGAUUACACCCUGACCAUGUAUUUCCAGCAAGCCUGGCGAGACAAACGUUUGUCUUACACUGAGAUCCCCCUUAAUUUGACCUUGGAUAACCGCGUUGCGGACCAGCUGUGGGUGCCUGACACCUACUUCCUCAACGAUAAGAAAUCCUUCGUUCACGGAGUCACAGUCAAGAACCGCAUGAUACGGCUGCACCCUGAUGGCACUGUGCUGUAUGGAUUAAGGAUCACCACCACGGCUGCCUGUAUGAUGGACCUGAGGCGAUACCCGCUGGACGAGCAGAACUGCACGUUGGAGAUCGAGAGCUAUGGCUACACCACAGAUGAUAUCGAGUUCUACUGGCGAGGGGGAGAAGGUGCAGUUUCGGGAGUGGAGAGGAUAGAACUGCCCCAAUUCUCCAUCGUGGACUACAAACUCAUCUCCAAGAAUGUGGUCUUUUCUACAGGUUCCUACCCACGUCUGUCCCUCAGUUUCAAACUGAAGAGGAACAUUGGUUACUUCAUCCUGCAGACUUACAUGCCAUCCAUCCUGAUCACUAUCUUAUCCUGGGUUUCUUUCUGGAUCAACUAUGAUGCUUCUGCUGCCCGAGUGGCUUUAGGUAUUACCACUGUGCUGACUAUGACCACCAUAAACACCCACUUGAGAGAGACCCUUCCCAAGAUCCCCUAUGUGAAAGCCAUAGACAUGUACCUGAUGGGCUGCUUUGUCUUUGUUUUCCUUGCCCUGCUGGAGUACGCCUUCGUCAAUUAUAUCUUCUUCGGCAGAGGCCCUCAGCGUCAGAAGAAGGCGGCGGAAAAAGCAGCCACGGCGAACAAUGAGAAACUCAGACCAGACCCCAACAAGUGGUUGGUGGGAAGUGUAGUUCAGAGAGACGAUACUCUCUAUGCCAGAAUGAAACAGAGGGAAAUUGAUGGUUAUGACUCGAUGUGGGAUCCGAUCUUUACGGAGGAUGCAGCAUUAGGACUAGGCGAUCAAAGACUUAAGAUGACCCCCGAUGAUAUCCGACUGACCACAGUGGAGAUGAAGAAUGAAAUGGGAGCGUCCGAGCUGUCCAGGGGUUUGGGUGACCCGCGUAGCACCAUGCUAGCCUAUGACAGCUCCACCCUUCAGUACCGCCGGGCGGCGAUGGCUCGGCAAAACUACGGCCACAGCGCCCUGGAGCGCCACGCCACCCAGAAGAAAAGCAGGCUCAGAAGACGGGCUUCCCAGCUUAAGGUGAACAUCCCUGACCUGUCUGAUGUCAACUCCAUCGACAAGUGGUCGAGAAUGAUCUUCCCCACCGUGUUUUCCUUUUUCAACGUAAUUUACUGGCUUUACUAUGUCCAUUAAACCAAUGAAAAGAGAGGGAUGGACUCGAAAAUAAACAACAAAGAAAAUUAAAAAAUAAAAUAAAACAGCACACCCUUUUUCUGCUGAUUUAUUUAAAAUAUUUAGAGGAAAGACUAAGGCAAGACUGUGUCAAAGGGAAAAAAUAUCAGGAUAGACUUUUUUCUGAGGAAAACUUCAACAUCAGAGGAACUGGAGAAAAAAAGGCUUGUUCCAGCAAUUCAAUAUAUCACUUAUAUUUGACAUAUGUAGAUUAAUCUGUGGAUCAAAUAUUUAUGCUUGUAUUUGCAUAUAUUUUAAGGAAAUGUUCUAUUUAUUUAUUUUUGCUUAUUAUAUGUUUGCUUCGUAGUCACCUGCAUCCGGGAAAGCUUUACAAAUGAUUUUAAAAGGAGUCAAAAGAGUCUUGACAGUCUAUUUUAUUAUAGUUGUAUAUCAGGUAUCUUUUAAAAGCAUGCUUUGGUUUGUUUUAUUUAUCUCUUGCAGAGAGCUGGAGCACAAUGUAUUUUAAUUUGACAGUUUAAUAGUUCUUCUGUUUCUUGAAAUGUGUUUGCAGAAUGCAAUGCAAAGGCACUGUCAGGAAGCCAUACAGGGUAUUUUCACAGGUAUUUUCACAGCAGGUCCUUUUUAAUAUUGUUUUUUUUUUUUUUAAUGUUGGGCCAAAAGAAACUCAGCCCUGUUAACACAGAGGUUUUAUCUGAUGCAGGGAAUUUAAUGGUAAUAUUAAUUGACAAAGGACUUAUGACAUGGCAAAUGGCAAGGACGGAUGGACAUGGACCAUUACCCUGGUGGAUGGACAAACUGUCCUCUCUGGCUAUGUCAAACGUACUUGGGUCGUGUAAAUCUCUACACUGUACAAACUUUGUGUGGUGAGCACAGCUAUUGGGAAAAAUGGCGGUUUAACAUCUCUCAAGUGUUUUCCACAUAUAGGUGUUUUGGACCGCAACAAUGGAAGAUGCAAUAUAUCUGUAAUACAUUAACACUAUCGAUAGAUAUAAGUUGAAAACUAGUAGCUGAUAUUACAUUACGGUAAAAAAAGAAAAAUAGAAACAUUUUUGAUUCAAUACUUAUAAUAUCAGAUGUUAAUGAUAUGGUUCAUUAUUUAAACGUAUUUUUUGGUGUAUUAGAUUUCUUAAUGUUGAAGACUUUGGUUGAAAAAAAAUAUUUCUUCUGAAAAUUUGGGCAGAUGAUCAGAAUGUUUUUAAAAGGCCUCAAAGUGCACUAGUUGAAUUUAAGCAAGAAACGAUUCAUUUACUACUCUGAAAUUUAUUGUAUCACUUAAGUUCACUAACAAAAUGUGAUGGGAUCUGGAACAUACAAUCAAGGCAUCCGUCAGGCAAUUUUGUAUAAAAUCCUGUAAAUUCUAAUGAUAUUUCAUAAUGACUUGUAAAUAUAUAUAUUGUGUAAUGACUGUCAACAAUAAUGAAAAUGUAUCUAAAUUAAAUUAUUAAAGCUUAA
Molecule: messenger RNA, 3075 nt
Organism: Xyrauchen texanus (razorback sucker)
Lineage: Eukaryota; Metazoa; Chordata; Actinopteri; Cypriniformes; Catostomidae
Product: gamma-aminobutyric acid receptor subunit beta-2-like
Exons: 10
Coding region: 64-1623 (519 amino acids)
Biological process (GO): monoatomic ion transmembrane transport; chemical synaptic transmission; signal transduction
Cellular component (GO): synapse; GABA-A receptor complex; neuron projection
Molecular function (GO): GABA-A receptor activity; neurotransmitter receptor activity; extracellular ligand-gated monoatomic ion channel activity
Source: RefSeq, a predicted model, not a curated record